Molecule: messenger RNA, 2637 nt
Organism: Gregarina niphandrodes
Lineage: Eukaryota; Apicomplexa; Conoidasida; Eugregarinorida; Gregarinidae
Product: endonuclease-reverse transcriptase
Exons: 2
Coding region: 1-2637 (878 amino acids)
Molecular function (GO): catalytic activity
Source: RefSeq, a predicted model, not a curated record
AUGGUUCUAAAUAAGAGUAGCAAGCCGGCUACGAUCAUGUCUGAACUGGAGCGACGAAAAUGUGAUAUUGUUGUACUGACGGAGACGCGACAAUGGCUUGUCGAGCCUCGCGCAACUCAAUGGGAUAACUGGACGAUAAUGGAAUAUCCGACUUCCACUAAGUUCGAAGGAGUGGCGGUAGCACUCAGAAACGGUUGGACUGUUAAGAAGGAGAAUGUGUUGAGCUCUAGAGUGGUCAUGGCGAACUGUGUUAAUAAUAAAACUGCUAGGGGAAUAAACCUGAUCGCAGUGUAUGGAUGCACACAGUCGACCGACGCUGACAAGCAAAUCGAGUUCUGGGGCGAACUAAGAAAUGCGAUAGAAAUGGCACCUAAGAAAAUCCCUCUAGUCGUUGCAGGGGACUUCAACAACGAGUUGAAGAAAGGUACAGAGCUAAGUCAGCUGCUGGAAGACUGUGCGCUGAAUGCACAUGCGAGGCAGUUUGCGAACAAAAAGAAGCACACGUGGUGGCACCCGAGGACAAAAAAGGGAAGAACCAUUGAUCACAUCUUGUGGCGGAAAUGGGAGAACAAACGAGUCAGAAAUGCGCAUACGGCACCACUCAGAAGGAAGAUAUCAGACCAUGCCCUCGUGGUAGUCAACUUCGACAUAAAGCACAGAAGAGAAAUGAAAAAAGUGAGGACGUUCGUGGGGCGACCGCAGUGGACAAAAUAUAGUGAAUAUAUGAGCGCAACCACGGCGCUUGACUGGGACGACUACGCGAAAAGCUGCAGGGAGGCCAUGGUGAAGGCCACGGAAUCCCUAACAAAAACAGAAGAUCUGACGGAGGUCACCUAUAACAGGUGGCUGACGACGAUCAAUGAGAAGCUGGCAGCAGUCAACAGUGGUCACGGACUCACUUGCGAAAAAUUUCAGACUCUGAACGAAAUAGAUGCCCCCCCCCGCAGAAGGGAGCUACUUGUCAUUGUUGACCCUAGGGGAAACAGGCUGAUGGGCCGUAAUGCGAAAGUUGAAAUCUCUCUCCAUAUCCAGCGCCAGCUCAACACAACCAACUUCUGGGAGUUCGAUCAAAAAAUGUCCCCGUACCCUCCUCCACCUGAACGGACACAAUGCCCCAUAACGAGGUUAGAAGUGCGGCAAGCAAUCAUGAGGCUGAAAAAUAACAAAGCGGUUGGCUCUGACGGAAUCCCAGCAGAAGCCCUGAAGACUGAUCUCGAUCAAGCUUCUAAGUUGCUGGAAUAUGAAUACGGCAGACUAUGGGAAGGAUUCCCGUUGCCUCACGACUGGUUGCACACCGAAAUACUGCCAAUAUACAAAGGAAAAGGAUCAAAGAGUGACCCGGCGAAUUAUCGACCGAUUGCGUUGUUGAACACGGCAGUAAAAAUACUGGGAAGCAUUGUGGCCGACAGAGUGAAUGCAGCAACGGCGAACAGAAUCUCGGACAGCCAAAGUGGCUUCCGAAGAGGCCGAUCCACCAUACACAAUGUUAUGUACAUUCAGACCUACUUGAGAGAGAGCUACAAUCGACGAAAGGAAACCGUAGUGAUCCUCAUAGACCUAAAGGCAGCGUUUGACUCGGUACCCAGGCAGCUGGUAUGGAAAGCGUUGGAAUACUAUAAUGUUGGCGAUAAGUUGAUCGGAGUGAUCAGGAGCAUGCAUCAAAAUACGACGGCAGCAGUGAAGGGCACCGAACGAACUUUUGGAUACUCUGGGGGAGUUAAGCAAGGAUGCUCCCUAGCGCCAACAUUGUUCAAAGUAUUCAUGUCAUAUAUCAUGACUGCGUGGCAACCGGCUGAAAAUCUGAAAGUCAAACACUUAGAAUAUGCCGAUGAUAUAGCAUUGGUAGUGGGGCGACAUGUUGCACAGACUGUGUAUGAUGCGAUCACCUCGCAUCUUGAAAGAAAUGGGCUAAAAGUGAACCACUUGAAAACCGUACUAAUCUCCAACCAGUGCGAGGACGUACUUGAGACCGACAAAGGAGUGAUCCCGAGUCAACGGGAAGGAAAGUACCUGGGCUUCAUGCUACAAGCCAAUGGUGGCACAGAGACGGAAGUGGCAGCGAGGAAGAUGGCAGCUCGACUCAAACUUACAAAAAUGAGCAGAAUAUGGACCAGCGCACUGAGACCUGAACUCAAAAUAAUGACGAUGGCAGUCUACGUGCUGCCGGUGUUGUUAUACGGGUGCGAAGCCUGGAUCCUAACGAAGACGGCGGCCAUUAACUCCUCAACCAGGGUACUCGUCAGGCGCAGCCUCAAUUGGUAUUGGGCGGAGAAACGUACAAGUCGGGAACUCGUUGCAGCAACCCCGAAAGCCCUACGGUCGCUAUUGUGUAUCGAUACGGUCAUCCUACAACGGCAAAUCAAAUUUGCGCACAACGUGGCCCGUGCACAGGGAGGAAGCGAACUCUUCAGAUGGAUUUUGAACCCGAGGCUGCCAGGUAAGAAAAAAGUGGGAGCAUACCGGACUUGGUGGGAUGCGCUAGUGCGCGCGUUGAGUAAAUCGGAUAUCAAGUUCAAUCCCAGUGAGGGAAUCGAGCAACUCGCAACCAUUGAAAGCAGGCUAAAACAACUUAGAGAUGCCGAAAUUGACCAGUUGAAAGAGGGUGCCCCCGAACAUAUAAGACGGCAAAAGGCCUGA